Pocillopora damicornis (cauliflower coral) is the source of this 1186-nucleotide messenger RNA. RefSeq lists its product as uncharacterized. Lineage: Eukaryota; Metazoa; Cnidaria; Anthozoa; Scleractinia; Pocilloporidae. The record is from RefSeq and is a predicted model, not a curated record.
AUGGAUUUGAGUAAAAUCGCUCAAAAUCUCAUAAAAUGUGUCUCUACUGGAGAGAUGGUUGAGCUGCAGAGUUUAUGGGCCAAGCAAACUGCAGUGGUAGUUUUUCUUCGUCGCUUUGGGUGACAGUUGUGCAGGCUGUGGUCGACUGAGCUUAGUUCAGUCAAAUCACAGCUUGAUGCACACAAUGUACGACUGUGCGGUGUGGGCCUUGAGGAAUUAGGUCUUGAAGAAUUCGUAGAAAAAAAGUUUUUCACUGGAGAGUUGUACAUUGAUGCUAAACAACAAAUCUACAAAGAUUUGGGAUUCAAGAGGUAUAAUGUUAUCAAUGUUUUUGGUGGAUUGGCUGCUAAAGAGACACGACUCUCAAUAUCCAAGGCCAAUUCAUUGGGAAUCAAAGGAAACAUGAAAGGUGAUGGCAUGCAAAAUGGUGGUAUGCUGAUAGUGACAGCAGGUGGAGAGAAAGUUCUUCUAGAUCACAAACAGGCAUCUCCAGGAGACCAUGUCGCCAAUGAAAAAAUCCUUGAAGUCCUAGGAAUCAAAUCUGAUGAGUCAAAGAAGGAUGAAACAGAAUCUGCAUCAGCGGCCGGGGCUGAUUGUGGGUGUGCUGCAAAGGAAGGGGAAUCAUAAAUUAAAUUCCCAUAAAUGGAUUCUCACCACAUUAAAGUUUAGUUAAAUUUUGAAUGGUGUAUUAAUUAUGCUAAUUUACACUAAUACUCAGCUGUGGUAAUUGUGUCAGUAUGUAAUGUUCUCUGAAAGAGUUAUAUUUUAGGCUACCAUGUGAAAAACUGCUUUCUCCAACUUUAAUCCUGUACCUGGUUUUGCAAUUGUUCCUGUUCUGGUUGUGUUAUGAUGCCAUUGUGUUAAAUGCUCAAGCAACACAUGGUGGAGGAAUGUUUUGACAAUCACGAGCAGGUCCUGCAGCUAAGCUACAGGGUUAACAGUUGGGGCCCUGCUGUUCCAAAAAAAGUUGUUAAUCUUAAACUGUUUGUUAUGUUACAAAAAAAUGCUAUAUAAUAGUUUUUUUUUCAACAACAAUUGCAAUCCAGUCAUGCUUUGAUAAGAUAGUCUGAUAGAGAAAAACAAAUCAUUACAAAUAAUUGAAUAUGACAAAUUUUUUAGGAAGAUGCUGAAUUCUCUUAAAUGUUAUGAACAGUUACUGGUGAAAUAAAGGAAAUAAUUGUCAUAA